This is a messenger RNA of Anarrhichthys ocellatus (wolf-eel), 2827 nucleotides long. RefSeq names its product carbohydrate (N-acetylgalactosamine 4-0) sulfotransferase 14 (gene chst14). The transcript has 2 exons. The record is from RefSeq and is a predicted model, not a curated record. Lineage: Eukaryota; Metazoa; Chordata; Actinopteri; Perciformes; Anarhichadidae. Gene Ontology annotation, molecular function: sulfotransferase activity. Gene Ontology annotation, cellular component: membrane. Gene Ontology annotation, biological process: carbohydrate biosynthetic process; dermatan sulfate proteoglycan metabolic process. Bases 97 to 1209 code for a protein of 370 amino acids.
AUUAAGGGUACGUGGUUGGUAACCAACAGUUUAGAAGUUUUCGCUCUCACGUAGAGACGUUAGUUAGCUAAUAAUAAACAGACACGCCGGAUACCGAUGAUGCUUCCUCGCCGGCAGGACUACGGAGUGAAGAGGACCGGAGGAGGCUCGGUGAUAAACUUCAGGACGACCAUUAACAGCUCGGGAUCUAUCAGCCGCAGCUCCGCGGUGCUGCCGUCGGUGCUCACGUUCCUGGUGAUCGUCGCGUCCGGAGGCCUGCUGCUCAUGAUAGAGAAAGGAAUGCUGAACAGCAUGGAGACGCCUCUUAGUCCUCGGGGUAACAACGGCAAGAGGGUGGACUUCAGAAAGCUCGGACCGGCGGCUGAGGACGUGGACUCACAGAUCCUCCAGGAGAUCCGUAACCGGACCAUCAGGACCGUGUGCAGCCAGAAGAACAUGCCCCACAGCGUCUGGUCCCUGAGCCCUCUGCAGAGGAAGACGCUGCUGCAGCACGUCCUGGUGAACGACCGCUACCACUUCCUCUACUGCUACGUGCCCAAGGUGGCCUGCUCCAACUGGAAGCGGGUGCUGAAGGUGCUGAACGGAGCCCUAGAGAGCGUGGACGUCAACAUCAAGAUGGACCACCGCAACGACCUGCUGUUCCUGUCCUCCCUGAAGCCCGAGGAGAUCCGCUACCGCCUCAAGUACUACUUCAAGUUCAUGUUCGUACGCGAGCCCAUGGAGCGCCUGCUCUCCGCCUACAGGAACAAGUUCGGGGAGAUCGAGUCCUACCAGAAGAAGUACGGCGUGGAGAUCGUGAAGCGGUACAGGAAAAGUCGCGCCAAGGACGCGUCCGUGAAGGGCGACGACGUGACGUUCGCCGAGUUCGUCCAGUACCUGCUGGACGAGGACGCGGAGCGCAUGAACGAGCACUGGAUGCCGGUGUACAACCUGUGCCAGCCCUGCGCUGUGUCCUACGACUUCAUCGGCUCCUACGAGCACCUGGAGAGAGAUUCGGAUUUUCUGCUGCAGCACGUCGGGGCGCCGCCUCACGUUCGCUUCCCGGAGAGGCAAACGUGGUACAAGCCGGUGACGGUGGAGACGCUGCACUAUUACCUGUGCGGCUUACCGCAGAAGCUGCUGAGGGAACUGCUGCCCAAGUACAUUCUAGACUUCUCCCUCUUCGCCUACCCUCUCCCCAACACGACCACUGAACACUGCCGGCAUUAGAAAUGUGCAAUAUUUUAUAGUGAGAUUUUGACAAUUUUUUAAUAUUCUUUGGGAACAAAGGGUUUUUAUAGCCGUUACACAUUUUUACUUGAGAUGUUUCCUCAAAACAAAUUGACCACAAACCACUAAAGCUUGAAAUCAGCUGAAUACAAAGAAUUAAAAAACGUUUUCCUGUCGUGCACUGUUACAGUAAAAGAACCAAUGCAGUAUAUAAACAAUGAUGUAAAUAAGGUUGCGAGAACAAACGUUGUAUUUUGCCUGUUUCUUCAUCUACACGUUGAGGAAGUCAAAGGGUUAAUAGCUUCUGUGGGCAUUCAGUGUUUCUUUGUUUCAUGUCACCGCCUCUCCUAAAACUUUGGACUAUUUACUUCGAAAUAAAACUCAAGUUGAGCACAUUUCUGUAAUUUUUGUAUCGCUUUAUUUUAUGAAUAAUUUAAUAAUUUAAAAAACAAAAACAUGAAGUGUAAUACACGUAACCACAGGGCUGAACUUCUUUCUUCUUGCUACGUAUAAUAUGAGGUUAUAGUUGCUGAGGACUAAAUUCAUUUCAGAAAGAACUCUCAAAGCGGGAUCCUAAUUUUGAAGAGCGGACACUUUGCAUCCAGUUGAGUCAACGACAAGUUGGACAGAAAAAAUACUAAAUGUGUUUGAAUGUUUCGCACAUUCAUGAUUUCACAAAGGUCGCUGGCGGGUACGGAGACUCACGGAGACUUUCACAAUUCAUGUCCAGACUUAAACUUAAAGCUGCUAGUGGUUUCUGACUCACGCAUCAAAUCCUCCACUCGUCUGUCUCUCUAGUCGUUAAUCCUUGAAGCUCACACUUCUGAAAGAGAAAGCAAAACAUAUUCUUUUUAAUAUUUUCAAAGAGCUUUUGAUGAAAUCAGGCUGAAGUAUUUAUACAAAUACUUAUGACUCAACAUUUAUUUUGUAUCCAAAAGCUGUGCUUCCUGUUUAAAGGAUUACAUUUGUAUUCAUUUUAAACUUGGACCCUAUUUUCCCACGUUUCUGUGUCUAAGUGACUAAUGUGGACAACAGCAUUGAGUGACAAACACAUGAGAAAAUACGGUCCAGGUUGAAACACCAGCGUUAAUUCCCUGGAUCGCAAAUCUAAACCAAAAACAACGAGCUCUAAAAAACACGGCAGAAUCAUUUUCAUGUCCGAAGCCUUACUUGUCCGCCGACCUGUCCGCCGACCUGUCUGCCGACCUGUCCGCCGACCUGUCGGUGGAGCGGUUCAGAGUUCGGAGGAUGGAGCGCUCUGGGGAGGUGUGAUGGGAACCGGCGGAGGCGUCGAGGGACAUCGAGCUCUGCAGCGACGAGAAGGACAAUCCCUGUCUGCGCAUCUCCUGCACGGCUCGUUCACUGAGGACGCAGAGACGAUCAGACAGUGUUACGUCCUUGUUACUACAACGUGUAUUAAAGAUACAAGUACCUACUUGUAAAUGACUGUAAGACACUUAUGAUAAUCAAUAAAGUCAUUGAGUCAUUUUCUUUUUAAAAAGUCGUGAAUAAUUGCAGUUUGUUGUGUGUAUUAUAUGUAAGGAAGUGGAGUAUCGUUGGGACAGUCCGUCUGACUGAUUUGACAAGAAAGUUAUUAAUUUAUGUAAAAUGAAUCCUU